CCGCAGCCCGCAUCUGAUGCCCUUGGAGCUUCGCUGAGUCAGACGGGGUGGGAGCGAGGCGUCCCCCCGACCUUCCCGGGCAUUGGCUCGGGAGCGGGCGGGCAGCGCUGGGGCGGGCCGGGCACCGGGAUAAACCCCCCGAGCACGGCCCCAGCCCGGGUGUCGAGGGCCCGGUGGCGGGAGGAUGCUCCUCAGGGCGCGGAUCCUCUGCUGCGUGCUCCUCGCUCUGCUCCAGCGCGGGUGUGGGGACACAGAGGAUGGGGACCUCAAGGAUGAAGGUAAGACCCUGAUGCCAUAGUCCCUGCAUGGCUGUGGCCCCAGCUGCCGCAGCAUCCUCACAGCCAUGGGCUCUGCUGCCCUCACACAGUGCGCAGGUCCCGCUGGCGCUGACAGCACUGUCUCUCCUUCCAGGUUACUACGUGUACCUGGAUGAGGAUGAACUGCCGGAGGUGCUGGGGGGGGCAGCCCGCUGCCAGGACACCUACCAGGACUGGAUCUCCCUCUACUGCUGGGCUCCCUUCCACGCCACCCUCAUGACCACCCCUGAGGGCAGCCGCUGCCACUGGGACCAGAUCAGCAGGUGGGUCAGCGCCGGUCCCGGUGGUGCCGAAUGCACACCCAGAGUGGGGCCACUGCAGCGGAUGUGGUCUCACGCUGCCCCCCCUGCAGCGCCUACAGUGAGCUCUCUGGCUGUACCCAGCUGCUGGCCCAGCUCCUCUCCUGCCCCUGGCCCAGCUCCAUCCUCGAUGCCUUCUUCCUGCAGGUUCAUGCUGAAUACUUCACCAACUGCUCGGGGGCUGAGCCCCCCCGGCCAAGCGCGAUGCCCCCCGGGCUGGCUCUGGCUGUGGCCGUGGGGCUCAGCUGCCUCGUACCCCUUGCAGCAGCCAUUGUGCUCAGCAGAGCCCCAAAGGGGGCUCACACCUCAGCCCCUGCUUGUCCCCAUGCCUGUGAGGAGCCAGCAGCUGCCCCCUUCCUUCCCAGCCCUGGGAACUGAAGGGUGGGCCGGGGGUGCAGGGGACAGGGCAGAGCAGUGGUGGGGGUCUGGGCAUCCCUGGGAAUGGAGUGGGUCCCCAUGGCACUGGGGAGGGGGAAGCUGGGCCUGGGGCUCCGGAUGCCUGCAUCUGCCCCAAAGCAGGGGAGAGUCAGGAGAAGGAGACUGGGCUCCUGACCCUGCCUGGGAUGAGCCUUUCCCCAGCUGGCACGGAGCAAUGGGGAUGCCAGACUAGGGGUGGGGGAGCCCCAAGCUUUGGCUGGCAGCCACUGUCCUGUCCCUGCCCAUGGCGUCCCUGCCCGUCCCCUCCGGACACCCCAGGAGCCCGGCAGCCGUCCCAGCCCCUGGGCUGUGCUGAGAUCAUUGGGUGUCUCCCUGGCGGAGGCUCCUGCCGCCCAGGCGGAGGCUUCACUGGCUCCAACCAAGAGCUGGACCAGGGGGCUCCAACCCUGCGGCCCCCGGAGCGCCAGGGCCCUGAUGGCUUCCAGAUGCAGCCGCUCGCUCAUGAAAGGUCCCGCGCUGCUGCGGGGCGGUGGGGCAGGGUCAGGCUGCUGUGCCGGGGAGCGCAGAGCCCGGCAAGAUCAGCUUUCUGCAGCAGGGAGGGUCCCUCCGAGCUGCGCUUCAUCACGCUCCGAUUCCACUCAGUGCAUCCCAUGGGCGGGUUGUUAAAGGAGAAGCUUUGGACGCACGCUCUGCCCCGGCCCGGGGGUGAAAUGAGCUCACUCGGCCUCAGCCUGGUCCUGGGGUGGGAAUGCCGAGGGGCAGCGCUGCUGCGGAGGGGGGGUUCGGGCCCCACGGGCAGGAGCGGCGCCAGGAGCGAAGGGCGCGGGCAGGGCGGUGCGGGAGGAAGGCGGCGUGGCCGGGGACCGGCAACGUCGGCCAAGCCUCUGCCCUGUCCCCACCUCCCCGCCUGCAUCGGCCUCACACCGCGGGCAGGUCACGCCGCCACCCGACCCUCCUUGGCUGAGGCAGGGGCCCGGGGCUACCGCGGCGAUGCCGGCCAUGGGGCAGGUGCCCCGGGGGAGGCAGGAGCCGCGGUGUCGGGGCUGGGGGUCCCCUGAGCCCCGGGCGGCAGCGUCUGUCCGGGGACACGGCGCUUCUCCAUCCACUCCCCCCGCUGCCGGGCUGCCUGCCCUCCACGCAGGAGACGAGGGAUUUCACAACCCAGCCCAGACAGGAUUAAAGAGAAAUACACAAGUAAACAAA
This is a messenger RNA of Pezoporus flaviventris, 2197 nucleotides long. Its product is annotated as receptor activity-modifying protein 1-like. Gene Ontology annotation, cellular component: cell surface; signaling receptor complex; membrane. Gene Ontology annotation, molecular function: coreceptor activity. The transcript is spliced from 3 exons. Gene Ontology annotation, biological process: G protein-coupled receptor signaling pathway; cellular response to hormone stimulus; receptor internalization. NCBI's taxonomy places the organism in Eukaryota, Metazoa, Chordata, Aves, Psittaciformes, Psittacidae. The record is from RefSeq and is a predicted model, not a curated record. The coding region runs from base 306 to 1226 and encodes 306 amino acids.